Aedes aegypti (yellow fever mosquito) is the source of this 630-nucleotide messenger RNA. Its product is annotated as adult-specific cuticular protein ACP-20. The record is from RefSeq and is a predicted model, not a curated record. NCBI's taxonomy places the organism in Eukaryota, Metazoa, Arthropoda, Insecta, Diptera, Culicidae. Gene Ontology annotation, cellular component: extracellular matrix. The transcript has 2 exons. Bases 96 to 569 code for a protein of 157 amino acids.
ACUGGACACAAUACAGUGAAUCGCGAACGGAAAAUAAAAUCUGACCUACCGCAACAUGCAACUUUCGGGUGUGGAAGCAGAAUCAUGGUAGAAAGAUGGAAAUUGGAUCAAAAUCGCCAACUCGUAUAAAAGUUCUUUGCUUAAUUUUAUCGAACAUCAGUUCAUUAAAAGCAUUUCAACAAACAUCAUUUCAAGUGCCAACCAUUCACAGGAGAUCUAAAAUGUUCAAGAUCAUCGCUUUGGUUGCCUGUUUGGCCGUUGUUGCCUCCGCUCGAUACUAUGGAGGAGAUCACGGUCAUCAUCAUGAGGAAUAUCAUCAUUCGCAUCCGAAGUACAAGUUCGAGUACGGAGUGAAGGAUGGACACACCCACGAUCACAAGAGUGCCUGGGAAACCCGAGAUGGGGAUGUUGUGAAGGGUCAGUACACCUUGGAAGAAGCCGAUGGGACCCACAGAGUAGUUGACUACAGCUCGGAUCACAAAGGAGGAUUCCAGGCUCAUGUUCAACGCAAUGGACAUGCCCACCAUCCACACGGAGAGAGCUACGUUAAGAUCGAUCAGCAUUACUAAUAUGUUUGUUUAAGCUGAUUAGUUUCUUGAGCACUUGUAUGCGUCCUGUAAAUAAAUUGCU